AUGUUCAAAGUGUCCCGCUACGCAUUGUCGCGGACUCUUUUACGACGGUUCACUCACUUGCGGUGCCGCGGAAUCUCUCCGUCAAGCUCUACUUUCACGGUGGCACUCAUCAAUACCCCAUCAUAUUCUGUACAAUCGGACACUGGUUCCCAUAGCAAUAUCGCAGAGAAACACGUACAGCUCAUGUUACUUGUGUGCUUUCUUUUAGCUAAAGGUUUUGCGCCAGCACAAAUCAUGGUGAUCUGUCUGUACCGUGAUCAAAAGCUCUGCUAUGCGAGCCAGACAGACGUCACGGUAUCCACCGUUGACAGCGCACAGGGAAAGGAAAAUUCUGUGAUCAUACUGUGUACCACACGCACAGAGGUGGAGCCAACAGCCGCGGCUUCCUUCUUCUCUGACGCGAGACGCCUCAAUGUCGCGCUCUCCCGUGCAAAAGACGGUAUGUUCAUUUUGGGUUUCCUCCCCUGCCUCCGGAAGGCAGCUGUAUGGAACAGAGUG
Messenger RNA from Ostertagia ostertagi, 498 nucleotides. NCBI's taxonomy places the organism in Eukaryota, Metazoa, Nematoda, Chromadorea, Rhabditida, Trichostrongylidae. The record is from the annotation of a GenBank genome assembly.